Molecule: messenger RNA, 2072 nt
Organism: Carica papaya (papaya)
Lineage: Eukaryota; Viridiplantae; Streptophyta; Magnoliopsida; Brassicales; Caricaceae
Product: putative protein S-acyltransferase 1
Biological process (GO): protein targeting to membrane; peptidyl-L-cysteine S-palmitoylation
Cellular component (GO): endoplasmic reticulum; Golgi apparatus
Molecular function (GO): protein-cysteine S-palmitoyltransferase activity
Source: RefSeq, a predicted model, not a curated record
UAAUCCAAACUACACUAAUUUUAGAUGGCUGACUUCUUUUGAAACUCAGUUAAGAUAACACACACACACACAUAUAUAUAUAUACACACAGACACACACACACACACACACACACGGAAUAGAUAAUUAUUGUGGUGUCAACCAGCAUAUAACUAUAUCUGUUUAUAUUUUUCCAUUUAUCAUAUGCAAAUAUUUUCUCACCCAAAAAAAAACCAUCCAGUCUAUUUUUUUUUAAUGUGUCUAUAAUUAUUAUUUUUAAUUAAAACAGAAAAUACCUGCUUAAUUUGGAAAUUGUUAGAGGACGUCGAGGUGUUCGUUCGAGAGAGAGAGAGGAAAAGAAACAACUGUAUAGGAUUGGUAAUUAGGUAAAAAAAUUUCAUUAGGGGAGGAAGCUUUUUUUAGAGGAAGAGACAUGUGAUCGAGAAAAGAAAAGAAAAAGAAAGAACACGAAGAAGAAGAAGAAGAAGAAGAAAGAAAACGAAAGAGAAAACACCAAACACCCGCAGAAAAUUUUUAUCAUGUGGGUGUUUGGCGAUGCAUGAAAAAUAAGGAUCCUUGUAAAAGGAUUCUGAAAGAGAAGAUGAGCAAAAAGAAGAACAAUCAGGUUUAUUGUGCUUCCUCUCAAGAAAUGGCUAUGUCCCCUCCAAUUCCCAAAUAUCAACCUAAGAGGCUUUACAGACUUUGGAAGGGUAACAAUAAAUUUUGUUGCGGCGGAAGACUGAUAUUCGGGCCCGAUGCGACGUCGCUUUUCUUGACAACAUUUCUAAUCGGAUGUCCCGCAUUAACAUUCUGCACCAACAUGUUGUUGACGCUUCCAAAAAGUGAUCCUCUUUUUCACUAUCCUGUGCUCUUCGGAGGUCUCCUCCUCACUUUUUUGGAUUUUGGUUUUCUGUUCUUGACAUCGUGUAGAGACCCAGGAAUUGUACCGAGAAACUUGUACCCACCUGAGUCGGAAGAAUUCGACGUGACCAACACGUCCAUGGAGUGGGUCAGCAACAAAUCUUGCAGUUUGAAAAUACCUCGUACCAAAGACGUUUUAGUAAACGGUCACACCGUUAAGGUUAAGUUUUGCGACACGUGUCUGUUGUACCGUCCUCCACGUGCCUCCCAUUGCUCCAUUUGCAACAACUGCGUCCAACGUUUUGACCACCACUGUCCCUGGGUCGGACAAUGUAUCGGACUUAGGAAUUACCCAUUCUUCAUCUGUUUUAUAUCGACGUCAACGAUGCUGUGCGUAUACGUGUUUGUGUUUUCGUGGAUAAACAUAAUCCGGAUACCGGGAGCUGUUUGGAGCACCAUGUCCCGGGAUAUCGUCUCCGUCAUUCUCAUUGUUUACUGCUUCAUUGCUGUCUGGUUCGUUGGCGGCCUGACCCUCUUCCAUUUUUAUCUCAUUUGCACCAACCAGACAACUUACGAGAAUUUCCGAUAUCGGUACGACAAGAAGGAGAACCCGUACAGCAGAGGCUUAAUAAACAACUUCAAAGAGCUCUUCUUCUUCAAGAUUCCACCAUCGCUGAUUCAUCCAAGACAAUGGGUUUCAGAAGAGGAAGAAAUGAUGAUGGCCGGCGGGUCCUCCCGAGCAACUUCGAAGCUCGACAGAGGGUUCGGAUCCAAAGAGUCAAUGGUCUUCUCCGACAUGGAAAUGGGUCACAGCAUUGCUAGGGUUACAGUCAAAGACGGAACAGUAAUGCAGUUGCCAAGUAUACUUAAGAACUUGGAUUACAGUGGAGUUGGCGAUGAAGGAAGCUUGAAGGGAUCAAAAGAUUUCGACCAUGAUGGUCAACAUCAUGUCAGCCAACGGGAGCAAAGCGGUGAUGAUCAUCAAGAUCGCGCACCAGUUGAUAAUUUUUUCUUGGCUGAUUCCGCUCAACAACAAGUACAACAACAGUAUUCACAGGUGUUCAUGAACCCUAACAUUAACGUUGUUGGAUGUAAAAGUUCUAUAGAUCAAAAGAUAAGGACCUAGCUAGUUUGCUAGUAUUUAAUAUUGAUUUGCUUCUACUGCUGUUGGAUCUACACUUAUAUAUAAAUAUCCUUUUUCAACCAUUCAAAAAAGAUAAAUGUUCAUUCUU